CGCCGCCACGUCCCCUCCCCCUUCCGAGUCUGGGGGCUGCGAGCGUGCUGCCAUGUGAUGCGCAUCCCCUCCGCCAGCUCUCGGUGACCCCAGAACCGCCCACCGCGCCGGCUGCCGGGAGGGGCUGCGGGCCGGACAGCCGUGGAGGAGCGGCGGAGAACGAGCAAAGUUCCCGGCGAGUUGCCUGCUUCAGGAGGUGAGAGCUCCAGGAACGAGAAGGAUCUUCAAAAGCUGCCUCGCACUGUGACAUGUCUGCUCCCUUGUGCCCAUCCCUGCAGCAUGAACAAGUGUAGGUGGACACUCACUGAUCUAUCACAAGGUUGCCUCGCUGAGCUCUGGGGUCUGUAUCUGAAUGGAUUGCUGUAGCCUUCGUAUUUCUUCUUCUGCCCAGUUCCCUGCAUCCUAAGACUCGAAGCCAGGACAAGAUCUGAGGAAAUUAUAUGGUUUGAACGGCAUGUCUGUGGAUGAGAAGCCUGACUCCCCCAUGUACGUGUAUGAGUCCACAGUUCAUUGUGCCAACAUCCUCCUGGGCCUCAAUGACCAGCGGAAGAAGGACAUUCUCUGUGACGUAACAUUGAUCGUGGAGAGAAAGGAGUUCCGAGCUCACCGGGCUGUGCUGGCCGCGUGCAGUGAAUAUUUCUGGCAGGCGCUGGUUGGACAGACGAAAAAUGACUUGGUGGUCAGCUUGCCUGAAGAGGUCACGGCCAGGGGCUUUGGGCCGCUGUUACAGUUUGCCUACACUGCCAAGCUGUUACUCAGCAGAGAAAACAUCCGCGAGGUCAUCCGCUGUGCUGAGUUCCUGCGCAUGCACAACCUGGAGGACUCUUGCUUCAGCUUCCUGCAGACCCAGCUCCUGAACAGUGAGGAUGGCCUGUUUGUGUGUCGAAAAGACAGCACGUGCCAGCGCCCACAUGAGGACCAUGGGAACUCUGCCGGAGAAGAGGAGGAGGAAGAAGAAGAGACAAUGGACUCAGAGACAGCCAAGAUGGCUUGCCCCAGAGACCAGCUGCUUCCAGACCCCAUCAGCUUUGAGGCCACUACCAUCCCAGUAGCAGAAAAGGAAGAAAGUUUGCUACCCGAGUCCGAGGUGCCCAUAGACACCAAGGAAAGUACAGAAAAGGAUGCAUUGACACAAUACCCCAGAUACAAGAAGUACCAGCUUGCAUGUACCAAGAAUGUCUAUAAUGCAUCAUCACACAGUACCUCAGGUUUUGCAAGCACAUUUAGUGAAGAUAGCCCUGGCAAUAGCCUCAAGCCAGGGCUCUCCAUGGGGCAGAUAAAAAGUGAGCCACCCAGUGAAGAAAAUGAAGAGGAGAGCAUCACACUCUGCUUGUCUGGAGAUGAACCUGAUAUCAAGGACAGAGCGAGGGAUGUCGAGAUGAACCGAAAACAACCCAGCCCUGCCCCUACUCCCAGCACACCUGCUGGAGCUACCUGCCUGGAUAGGUCCAGGAAUGUGUCCUCACCUUCCUGUCUACGGUCUCUGUUCAGUAUAACAAAAGGUGUGGAGUUGUCUGGCCUGCCCAGUACAUCUCAGCAGCACUUUGCCAGGAGUUCAGCAUGCCCUUUUGACAAGGGGAUCACUCAGGGUGACCUUAAAACUGACUACACCCCUUUCACAGGGAAUUAUGGACAGCCCCAUGUGGGCCAGAAGGAUGUGACCAACUUCACGAUGGGGUCACCACUCAGAGGGCCUGGGCUGGAGGCUCUCUGUAAACAGGAGGGAGAGCUGGACCGGAGGAGUGUGAUCUUCUCCUCAAGCGCUUGUGACCAAGUGAGCACUCCAGUGCAUUCAUAUUCUGGGGUGAGCAGUUUGGACAAAGACCUCUCUGAGCAGGUGCCAAAAGGUCUCUGGGUGGGAGCUGGCCAGUCCCUCCCCAGCUCACAGGCCUACUCCCACAGUGGGCUGAUGACUGACCACUUGCCAGGAAGGAUACGGCCCAACACCAGCUGCCCAGUGCCAAUCAAAGUCUGCCCUCGCUCACCCCCUCUAGAGACCAGAACCAGGACUUCUAGCUCCUGUUCCUCCUAUUCCUACGCAGAGGACGGGAGUGGGGGCUCUCCUUGCAGCCUCCCUCUCUGUGAGUUCUCCUCCUCACCCUGUUCCCAGGGAGCCAGAUUCCUUGCCACAGAACAUCAGGAACCAGGCCUGAUGGGAGAUGGAAUGUACAACCAAGUCCGACCCCAAAUUAAAUGUGAGCAGUCUUAUGGAACCAAUUCCAGUGAUGAAUCUGGAUCAUUCUCGGAAGCAGACAGUGAGUCGUGUCCUGUGCAGGACAGGGGCCAGGAGGUCAAACUUCCUUUCCCUGUAGAUCAGAUCACAGAUCUUCCCAGGAACGACUUCCAGAUGAUGAUUAAGAUGCACAAACUAACCUCAGAACAGUUAGAGUUCAUUCAUGACGUCCGUCGGCGCAGUAAGAACCGCAUUGCUGCUCAGCGCUGCCGCAAGAGGAAGCUGGAUUGUAUUCAGAAUUUAGAAUGUGAAAUACGAAAAUUGGUGUGUGAGAAGGAGAAACUGUUGUCAGAAAGGAAUCAACUGAAAGCCUGCAUGGGAGAGCUUCUGGACAACUUCUCCUGCCUCUCACAGGAGGUCUGUCGCGACAUCCAGAGCCCAGAGCAGAUCCAGGCGCUGCAUCGGUAUUGCCCAGUCCUCAUACCCAUGGAUCUCCCUGGAGCCAGUGUUAAUCCCCCUCCUUUGGGAGUUGAGCAGAGCCUCCCAGCCUCUCAGUGUGCAGUAGGGGGAAAUGUGCCCUGCUGCCUGGAGCCAGGGGCGGCUCCCCCUGGACCUCCCUGGGUGCCCAGCAACACCUCUGAGAAUUGUACCUCUGGGAGGAGGUUGGAAGGUACUGACUCAGGACCCUUCUCAGAAAGAGGGCCUCCUCUUGAACCCAGGAGCCAGUCAGUGACAGUGGACUUCUGCCAGGAAAUGACUGAUAAGUGUACAACUGACGAGCAACCCAGGAAAGAUUAUACCUAGUGACUUAGAUCUGCCUCCCAAUCCUCACACCUCUCCCACCCAGGUGUUCUUCAGUCAGCCCGUGGCGCUGUUCAUCUGUUGUCUUGAAGAACCAAGAGCGAAUUUGGUGCACACUACAGCGGUCUUAGCAGCAAUACUGUUCCGAAGUAUUCCCUCCUCUCUUUCAGCAGGAGUGCUAGUUACCUUCACAAUGGUGCUACCCCUUGCUCCGGCAAGGAAAGACAACAGUGCUGACACUGUCUGUCUGCGGGUUCAUUUCAGACUUCACAGGGAUAGACUACAACACCUCUAGGACCCAACCACGGAUUUUUUUCUCAGUGGCCCAUGUCACAAACCCUAUCUCAGGAAUUUCUUCUGAAUGUUCAAUUUUUUUCAUUGAAGACAGCUUCUAUACACAUCAAAGUUUUAUAGCUAGACUGUACAUAUUAUAUAUAAUAUAUAUGAAAUAUAUAUCCAUAUGCAAAAGUCCUGCAUGCCUCAAUUUUCUCAUCCUAAAACUGGAAACUUCAUUUCUUAUUUACAAACAGGUUGCAACAUUCCUCCUCUUUUGUCUCUGAUGCCAGAAACUAGUUUGGUAACUGUCAACAUGGUCAUUUCUCUUGCUUCACAAUUUCAAUCUGUACCUGUUUAUGGACAAAAUUCAGUGUUGGAAGCUUUUUUUCCAAGAUUUAAUCUCAGACCUUUUAUUUUUGUUAGGUUUGGUUUGGGCACCACCAAAUGGUGUUGAGUGAGCAUUGUGGGUUUGUUACUUUUGUGUUUGUUUUUGGGGGGCUUUUGUUUGUUCUGUUCUUUUUUCCUUUUCCUUGCAGAUACUGUACAGCAAGGUCAACUUUGCCACUUGCACUGAGUUUUGGGUCAAACCUAUUUUCUUAAAUGAAGUUGUAACUUCAGUAUAACUCAAGUAUACUGUAUAUUCUUUGCUUUUAGUUAAAAAGUAAAACAUUUUAGCUAAUUAAAAAGCACUCAGGUGAUAAUUAUGUAGGAAAAACAAUCUUGCCAAAUAAUGAAUUCAUCCUAGGAUGUGUAGACAAUAAUCUGAAUAUUUUUAUAGCUCAUUUCCUCCCCACCUUUCCCUAAGUAAAGCUGAACUGCAGCUAGAGAGUUCAGAGUCGAUGGAUGUUCAAAUUCCUAAGUGGGGAGAGAGUUUGGACAUCUCAUAAGCACCUCAAAACAACAGGAACCUGUGGUUUUGUGCCAGAAUGCCACAGGCACUGGUUACUUAAAAAUCAAGGGAGAACAGUUUCCUUACCCAGGGAGGAGUCCCAUUCAUUUCAGCAUUUCGUCCAGAUUCAGUUUGCAUUGUUCUUGGGAUGCAUCUUGAAGGAGGACCUGCUUCCUUGAAGGACGCAGCUAAUCAGCUGCCUGGCUUCCCUGCCUAGGCCUGGGCUCCUGGGAUAUCUAACACCUGAGGGAAUUUGGUUCAGAGCCUCAAUUUUAAGCGGCAGCCCCCCUGAGUAAAUUCGGCUUAUUGAAAGUAGGAGAGAACAGGGCACAUUCAAGGCUGAGAACCACCAGCACCGCCUAACACAUGCUCUUCCCUUUCAAAUGCUCUUAGUUGUGCUCUGAGGUUUUUGUCCACCUCUAUGAAAGCAGCUUCUUUCUGUGGCAUUGGACAAGAUACCUCCAGGAGCCCUCUGUUCUCUGCCCAAAUGCGUGGGCACAUGUACACACACACACACACACACACACACACACACACACACACCCCUCCCCAGUUGAUAAUUUGCUUCUCUUGCUCUAAAAUUAGUUGUUUGCAAACCAGAGAGAGCAGCUUCCCUGGCGCUGGGGUCUCCCCCCACACGCCAUGUUUACAGGAAGGUGUGCCCCAAGGAGGAAUCAGCCCCCUCCUCCCAGUGAUCCCUGUCUCCUUUCAUUCGGCAGCCUGGGGGUCACUCCAGUCUGGGUACAUGAGGUUGUCCAGAACAGUCUGAUGUGGGGAUGGGGUGGAGGGCAGUGGGGAAUAGAUGGUUGACUUUGUUUCUUUAUUUGUGCCAUUGUUUCGGACAAUAUUAAAGCUGCAUGUAAAAGGAGAAAUUAGUAUAUGAUUAGUAGGCAAAAAGUGAAAUCAUAGUAACAUACAUUCUAGUAUUAACUUUUUUCUGUACAAAUAGUAAUGCUAAAUGUUAAAUAAGUAUGAAUGCCAGAAGUUGUCAGUUCAUGCAGUAGGAUUUAAGAAAAAUGGUUUUUCUUUUAAAAUAGGUCCACUUUUAAAACCUGCCUCUGGGUUUUGUUGU
Messenger RNA from Nannospalax galili (Upper Galilee mountains blind mole rat), 5211 nucleotides. RefSeq names its product BTB domain and CNC homolog 2 (gene Bach2). The transcript is spliced from 7 exons. Gene Ontology annotation, biological process: regulation of transcription by RNA polymerase II. The coding region runs from base 455 to 2977 and encodes 840 amino acids. Gene Ontology annotation, molecular function: DNA-binding transcription factor activity, RNA polymerase II-specific; protein binding; RNA polymerase II cis-regulatory region sequence-specific DNA binding. The record is from RefSeq and is a predicted model, not a curated record. NCBI's taxonomy places the organism in Eukaryota, Metazoa, Chordata, Mammalia, Rodentia, Spalacidae.